AUGAAGUUCAAUUACACUAAUAUAAUAUUAUUUUCCCUUUCAUUAAAUAUAUUGUUAUUAUCAUCACGGGUAUACAAUAAAAGGAAUCAUAAAAGCAUUAUACUUCAUACAUCAAACGAAAACCCAAUAAAAACACAUAGAUCAUUAUGCGAAUGCGAAUUAUAUUCACCUACGAACUAUGAUAGUGAUCCCGAAAUGAAAAGGGUAAUGCAACAAUUUCAUGAUCGUACAACACAACGAUUUCACGAAUACGACGAAAGGAUGAAAACUACACGCCAAGAAUGUAAAGAACAAUGCGAUAAAGAAAUACAAAAAAUUAUUUUAAAAGACAGAUUAGAAAAAGAAUUAAUGGACAAAUUUGCCACACUACACACAGAUAUACAAAGUGAUGCUAUUCCAACAUGUGUUUGCGAAAAGUCGUUAGCAGAUAAAACAGAAAAAUUUUGUCUGAACUGUGGGGUGCAACUAGGAGGUGGUGUGUUGCAAGCUUCGGGUUUAUUAGGAGGAAUUGGUCAACUUGGGCUAGAUGCAUGGAAAGCAGCCGCGUUGGUAACUGCUAAGGAACUUGCCGAAAAAGCCGGUGCUGCAGCAGGUCUUAAAGCAGGUGAUAUCCAUGGUAUGAAAAUAGUUAUUGAAGGAUUAAAAGCAUUGAAAGUAGAUACAUUAAAAUCUGGAAUAUUUAAUUCCUUUGUUAAUAACAGCCAUUAUACUGAAGUCACAGGGCUUGCUAUUGCUAUUGAUACUGAAAUGAAUGAGGUGUGUUCAGCGACGUAUAUUGGUAUUCAUCCUAUCUGCGUUGUUCGUGAGAAAUUAGGUGUAAUACCAAAGGCUGGUGGAACAAUGGUUAAACAGAAAGAUGCUAUAACAAAUGUGUUAAAGCAAGCUCUUGAAAAAGCUACACAAAGUGCUGAAGCACUUUCUGAGACUACUGCUGAAGACGUUGCUGCUAAACUCACAGCUCAAAAGACGGGUGCGAUAAAUACUAUAUUUAUGAGUAAUCAGACUGCUAUUAUUGCUUCCAUCGUUGCAAUAGUAGUUAUAGUUUUAAUUAUGGUGAUAAUAUAUUUAAUUUUACGUUAUCGACGAAAAAAAAAAAUGAAGAAAAAACUCCAAUAUAUCAAAUUAUUAGAAGAAUAG
Molecule: messenger RNA, 1137 nt
Organism: Plasmodium falciparum 3D7
Lineage: Eukaryota; Apicomplexa; Aconoidasida; Haemosporida; Plasmodiidae
Product: rifin
Exons: 2
Coding region: 1-1137 (378 amino acids)
Source: RefSeq, a predicted model, not a curated record